CUUGGGGGAAAAAAAGCAUGGCAGUUGGUUAAGAACUAUAACUUCCAAAAGUGAAACAUGUCUGAGAAAUGAAGUUCAAUUUUCCCAUAUAUAAGAGUGAAUAAGAGGAAUUCUGCGAUGUAAGGAAGAGAAAAUACAUGUUUAUAGGAAACGUCGACAAAGAUUUUUAUUUGUGUAAUUCAGACACAACUUGGUAAAAAUCAUCUUGAAGUCUUAGGAGGACACGAAUCCGUCUAUCUAUUUCUUAAAUUCCCUUGUGGAGAAGAUGUGAAUUACGUGGCGAAUAGCCACAAGAAGCUGGAGUGUAUGUUUCCUGUUCAUAAACAGACUGUUCUUCUGUGUUAAAUAACUGCGGUGACAUAAAUGUGGAUGUAUAUUUCCUUGCGAGUACAAAGCACGCGAAAUUUAUUUAGCGAAAAAAACAUUGAAAAGGAAUGCUGAAAGGAGAGAUCACAACAUUAACCAGUUUUCUUUAUGAAACCAGACGUUGGGCAUUUUAUUUAUCAGUGAUUCAAAAGACCUUCUUUAUAACUGGUUGCAUUACAUAUACAGCCGCCGAUCAGACACUGCUGAAGUCAUUCCUUCACUCCUUAAUAUAAAUUACCUCUUCCCAGUAACUUAACAACCAUUUACUACUCGCAUUUCUGCUCGCUUCUCAGCCUCUAAUUGCUUUAAUCUGAUACGAAGCUUGGUACACAAAGUACAUUCGACUCAACAUUUAUCAGUUACCGUACAUCGGAAUACGUUAUAACAUCAAACAUCCUUCGACAAAGCAUUUAGAAUUUAUUAGUUAGUUCAUCCUUUUCAAGCAUUUAGUGGCAAAUUCUCGUACGUAGACCACGUUACAAUAUAGAAAAUCAUUUUGUUACAAUUGAAUUCUGAGGAUUAUUAACAGGCACAUGUUAUUGGUACAUAAUAAUCAGUUAAUGUUAAUGACUUCUAUAAAAAAUGUUUAAAUUGUGAAUAAAAUUUAAACGUGUUUAAUAUCGAUGUUCUGCAUGAAAAAUUAAAAAUCAGUGGUUCCUAAAGUAUUCAGUGAUUUAUCGUGUUUACGAUGUACUUAUGUAACUGUCCAUUUAAAAAAGGAAUAUAAAUAUUAAUAUAAAAGAAGUUAAAUUAUGUGUUCUGUUAUUGCUAAUUACUUAGUAACUUUUGUAUGAGAAACAUUAAAACUAAGCUGAUAACGGUGCUCUCUGAAUUAAACAAACAAAACUUACUAAAAAUAAUCGAUAUUUCUUAUCUUCCAUACUUGUUAUUUUAGUUCUUAAUAUACAAAGGAAAAAUCUGUAUUGCUACUUUCACUAUUAGAUGAUAAAUGUUAGUUCAAGCUGUUAAAUGAAAAGAAUGUAGAAAUUUAUAACAGCAUCCUGUCUAGUAAUGCCAGAGUGAACUUCUAAACAUUCCCGCAGACAUGUUUUUCAGUGACUGAAAUAUUUUUUAUACAUUUGAAAUAUUUCAAAUAAAUAUAGGAGAACGAAUGAUUUAUUUUUUUAAUAUUCUGUCGUUGACGUGUCCAGUAGAUUUCAGUAGUUUAUUUUGAACGAAAUCAUGUCUUAGUAAGACUUAAAACUCGCAAAAAAGUGAGAGAGAACUAUUGAAUAUGCCAGUUUUAUAUUACUAUGAACAUUUGUUACUUGAAGUGAAUAUGUAUAAUUCUUACCUCAAAGCUUUGUUUAUGUUUUGUUACUUAUGUAAAUAUCACGUUAUCACAAUUCUAAAUUAAGUGUCGCGUUUUAAAAAAAGGAGAGUUUACUUUCAAACAUCAGCAUUCUUACGUAAGAUCUUGCAAAAAUAAAACACCAUUUCUGAAGUGACGUGAAACUGAAAUAAUGCAGGGUUUUUGGAAAGAGUUCGAAGGAAUUUUGAAACGGAAAACUGUCUAUAAAAGGGAACUGGCAGAGGGAAGUGAAAAUUAUUAAUCUGUUGAUAAAAUAAUAGGGCGUUAAGUAUUUGUACCCCUGUGUUGCAAUAAAUUUGUAUGUAAAUCUGGACAUUCAGAAAAAAACAGAGAGAAGGGUAAUAUAUGCGUUAUAAGAGGGAAUUUUAGUUUUAUCCUUUCCUCUGAUCCAUUAGAUUUCACUCCAUAAGCCAACCUUUGUUUCUCCCUUUUUGACCUCCCUGUGUACUGCUCUCGAAAAGGAUAUUGCAUCAUUUGACUGUAUUACUUUGUGACUGCGUCACCUCAAGUACCUGCAUAAGGCGAAAAGAAUAUUUUUCCAGCUCUGAAUGUGAUCUAUGGUCCUUUCAAAUGUUGUAUGUCAUCUUUGAUAUUGGUGGAAUCUUCCUACCGCCACGAUGAAAAGAGAAAAAUGAAGGUUUAUUUGACAGAGAGAUUAGUAGUAAACCUUGCAUUUUGCUGCAAGAAUAAAAAGAAAUAAAAUUCAACCGAAAAUCAUUUUAUAUUUACGUUUAAAAGAAGCGAAUAAAAUAUAAUUUGGAAACAUUAAAUGCAAAUUGUAAUCAGACUGCAAGUAAAGAUCAUCACGUAUUAUUGAACCUGGUAACACGAAUUUAAAAAUAAAUGCAUUUUAAUUGUGCAAGUUUAUUUUUAUUGUGGAAUGUGUGUCAACAUUAGAGAGCGCUCAAAGCUGCUGACAACAAGUCGUAGAAUGACUUGUGUCACUCUUCAACGCAGUUACUGGAUCAGGAUUUUUAUGGUUUGCUUCGUUGUCACAAUGCUCUUUCGUGCUGGAGACGUGACUUCUAAACGGCAUGAAGCUUCAAGGAACUACAACUUUUAUCAUUAUCAUCAUCAUCAUCAUCAUUAUCAUAAUCACUUUCAUCAUUUUAACCGUCGAGUGCAUAACGAAUAUAAAAACGAGAUGAACACUGGACCAAGUAUCAGCAGUUCCAAACGAACUUAUCCGCCCGGUGUUCAAAACAUUCCCAGUUCCCAAAAUAUUGAUAGAAAUUCUCAGGUCGAUUUUGAGAACUCUGACGUUUCCGGUAAAUUUCGUAAAGUUUUUCAUGGUCAUGACGGAGAACUGGAUGCUAAGUCGAGACAUUUUUUCGACGUGAGAGAAGAACAAAGUGAACUGAAUACAAUAGAAUCGUCUCGACACGUCGAUUAUUCGUCUGAAUCGAUUGUACCUUCCGAUGUAGCAGCUCAGAGACAUAGUGACAUUAAUCAUGCUUUGUCAUUACAAUAUUCUCUUAAAAAUAAAAUUCUGUGUCAUGAAAAGUGCAGUGAUGAAACUCCGAAUCACAUUGAACAUCAGCACCAACGCACAUCUGCAAAACAGAAACGUAAACAGUUUUUUCCUGAAAUAACAAAAGGUAUUUCAAUUAAUAGCCUGGCAAUCGGGAUGCCUGUGUCAGACAGGAGAGAUACUUCUUCUGUCAGCCCUGAAUACAGUAGCCGAAAUAGGACACAUUUUCUUCAGGAUGAUAUAUCGAAAGACCUCUCUCAUACGUCAUAUCAAAACAAUGGUCAUAUCCAAAGUGUUCAUAGGAAUACAAGCGCAUAUACACAUCACAAGCUCAAUAAAAGUAUUAAUCUGAAAACGCUCAAUGUAGUGGACCCACGCAAAGACGUCAGGUUACUCAAAGACCAGAGGAGUAGGAACCACCGAGACAGAAACUCAAGCCAGCAUCGACAUUCUCGUCAUUUCGAACUCGUAGAAGGCAGGCCUUUUCGGUCGCUUGUAGAACCGGUCCUGUCAAGUGAAUCUGAAGACAUACCAUGGCCGGUGAAGAGGGAGGCUGUAGUGGAAGGCGAUCUCAUUUUGGGCGGCCUCAUGAUGGUCCAUGAGCGUGAAGAGAGCUAUACAUGUGGCCCCAUCAUGCCACAAGGAGGCAUCCAAGCUUUGGAGACGAUGCUCUAUACUCUGGACGUACUUAACAGGGAUCCCCAGAUGAUACCCAACGUGACCAUCGGGGCCCACAUCUUGGACGACUGCGAUAAGGACACGUAUGGACUUGAGAUGGCUGUGGACUUCAUUAAAGAGCUCUUUUGGAAAUGGAGAGUGCAUAGCGGAAUAAGAACCCGGAUAUCAGCGUGAGAUUUUUCCAUCUGGCAAUGAAGAGGUGAACGAUCUGUGAAAAGUUGGAGCACUUUUCUCUUCUGACACUACAUUUUGAUUCUGUUGAGUAUAACCACUUUCUAAUUUUUUCGUAAAUCUUUAAUCGGACAUUUUCAUCGUUUACAUUCAUUGCUAAUGUUCAUCUCUAAUUUUGUUAAAUGAUUCCUUAUCAACUGUA
Messenger RNA from Zootermopsis nevadensis, 4200 nucleotides. The record is from RefSeq and is a predicted model, not a curated record. Lineage: Eukaryota; Metazoa; Arthropoda; Insecta; Blattodea; Termopsidae.